CGCUUCAGAUGGUUGUGGUAAACAGUGCCUUCCUUCCAGCAUCUCAUUAGAUCCCGCUGUAGCCCAGCUAUAGGUGAAGCAGCCUCUCUCUGCCAUACUGAAGCAGGUGUCCAACAUGGCGAACGCUGGCAGCGGCUCUCCCGCGACUAUUCUCUUUUUAUUCCUGUUUCCAGCGGCUCUACACAAAGGAGCUGCUCAGGACAUAGUUGUGAGUCAGAACCUGGUGACAGACAAUGUGUCCGUGGUGGAGGGGGAGAUGGCCAUCAUCAGCUGUCGGGUGAAGAACAACGACGACUCCGUUAUCCAGCUGCUCAACCCCUACAGACAGACCAUCUUCUUCAGAGACAUGAGGCCUCUGAAAGACGCUCGCUUCCAGCUGGUGAACUUCUCAGACAACGAGCUGCGGGUGUCGCUGUCCAACGUCUCGCUGUCAGACGAGGGUCGAUAUGUUUGCCAGCUCUACACCGACCCCCCGCAGGAAGCCUACGCCGACAUCACCGUGCUCAUUCCUCCAGGUAACCCCAUCAUCGAGGCUCGCGAUGAGGUCCUGAGUGAGGGCAACGACACAGAAAUGACCUGCACCGCCAUGAGCAGCAAGCCGGCCGCCACCAUCAGAUGGAUGAAGGGAGAUAAAGAGCUCCCAGGAAAGCCCAAAGUUGAACUGACCUACGAUAAGAUGUACACGGUGACCAGCCGGCUGACGUUCACCGUCAGCAGGGAGGACGACGGUAUUCCUGUGGUCUGCAUCGUGGACCACCCUGCAGUCAAGGACUUCCAGGCACAGAGAUACCUGGAGGUGCAGUACAAACCAGAGGUGAAGAUCGUGGUAGAAUUUCCUCAGGGUUUGACCAGGGAAGGAGAGAACCUGGAACUGACGUGUCAAGCCAAAGGCAAACCCCAGCCACAGCGGGUGAACUGGCUGAAGGUGGAUGACGAUGUUCCAUCUCACGCCGUCAUCACCGGCGGAGACCUUUACAUCGAAAACCUAAACAAGUCCUACAAUGGAACCUACCGUUGUGUGGCGUCCAACUCAGUGGGAGAGUCUUUUGACGACUACAUCCUCUACGUCUAUGAUGCUCCCACCACUACCCCUAUACCCACCACAGCCACCACCACCUCCACCACCAUCUCCACCACCAUCUCCUCCCCCGAAGACGCUCCAGACACUGCGCCCAGCACUGAACCUGCAGCUCAUGAUUCUCGAGCUGGAGAAGGAGCUCCCAGAACGGUGGACCAUGCAGUCAUCGGAGGAGUGGUGGCCGUCGUGGUGUUCGCCAUGCUCUGUCUACUCAUCGUCUUGGGACGCUACUUUGCGAGACACAAAGGUACCUACUUCACACAUGAAGCCAAAGGAGCAGACGAUGCAGCGGAUGCAGAUACAGCCAUCAUCAACGCAGAGGGCGGCCACACCAACUCGGACGAAAAGAAGGAGUACUACAUCUAAUCAAACAGGACCCCUCACUCUAGUGUCCUCCUUUGGACACUGAGCUGUUUUUCUGGGGAUGGGGGGCAGGAGGACGAGGUGGGGGUUGAUGGAGGGUUUAGUGAGAGUAGAGGGGUCAAGGAGAGAGGCGUGGGUUUUAAAGGAAGGCCUGGUUUUAACCCGUUGUUUAGUCUAGUCUGCAGAUGUAGAUGGAAUGUUUUGUGUGUUUAAAAAAAAAAAAUCAAAAUCAAAAAAGGACAAAAAAUGUUGGGGGUCCGGGGUUUUCGGUAACGGGGGUCAGGUCGGGGGUGGGAGGGUUCCAGAAAUCACUGUAGAGAGCUUCACCAUUCGACACCUCCCUAACUGCUGGUACGAAUUUUAUUUAGUUCAACCAUUUGCAGAAAAUUCUGUGCCUUGUUCUAAAUGUUUUGGUUCUGUCCAUACUUUGCAUUUGUGUUGAUCAUCGUUCGCAUAACCUCGUUGCUCCCGUCUCAUCUCCCCACUCGUAAUUAUCAACGUGCUGUUGGCUUUUGUAUGAGGGUAAAAUUACACAGCCACUUUAUUCACUUUCUCUAAAUGUGUCGGCACACAUGCAUCCUCUCCCGCAUAACAGAAACUCUUUCCAAGUAUACUGUGAUUUGUCUCAAGCCAUUACUUCCCUCUCUUUUCCCUCAACUUUUGACAGCUCCAACAAUGCAUGGAAUGCUUUACAUAUCAUUGUACAAUGGACAUAAAUGAGAGACGGGUUGGUUGUACUGGACCCCGACCACCACACAUAAUCAAAAAGAAGGCAGCAAAGGAAAAUGGAUCUUUACAUUCUAUCAGGCAAAUUCCAUUUUAAAUCCAUUUCAGAGCCUCAGUUUGUUGCUCAGAGCAGCUCUACCACUCUACUACUGUUACCUUUCUCAGUAAAGAGAAGGAGUGUAUUGUUUUCCCCAGCAUGCUGCCAUUUCAUUAUUUUGAUUUCUUCCUCUGUUUGGUUUUAUUUUUCUUCCAUUAGGCUGAGUGGAGAGCCUGUUUUCCCACCGGCUUUUAUUGAGUUGUAAUGAUGAGUUUCAAUUGAUUUCCAUCUGCUUUCACCCCAGAAUAUUUUUUCUUACAAAUGGGAAAGUAGGAAAAUGUAAAUUGUCUUAAAACUGUUUUUUGGCACAUCCUCGGUAGUAAAAAGGCUUGGAGGGAGAAAAAUAUUUGGUGUUAAUAUUGGCCAAUCAGCAGCCAAAGGAUGCUGGUGUAGUGUACAUAACUUUACAGAGAGGAGAAAACAGCCUUAACCAAACUCCAAGCAUUCAAAUUUAAGUUAGGAACAUAUGAACAUGAAAAUCAAUCACAGCGGUGCAGGUCCUCCCAUUAGCGGUCCAUCACAGACACACUAUCCAAUGGAAUCACAACUGUAUUGUACACUAAUCCUUACUAAGAAAUAUUUUUUACAACUUACUAGAAUUACAAUGGAGUACCUUUGUGGAUUUUAUUGUAUCGCGCUCGUGAGUUUUGUCAAACUGUAAAUCAAAGGAAACGUCUUCUAACUGAAAUGCUCUGAGAGACAGGCCUCCAUCACACAUCUGAAUAUUUAUGGUUUCGCUUGGAUGCAGCAGCGUUUGAGCCCUUAAAUGUUUGGUAUCGUUUGCAUGUAUGUGCGUGCCGAAGCCCAUUCUUUUUGCUUCUCUAUCUUGCUUUCUGCAUCAUCUGCCAAAACUGAACUGGAGUCUGUUUUGCUGUGCCAGCUGGGGAGCACUGAGGAUGCCAAAAGUAAUUAAUUGUCUGUAACAUAACUUAAUACAUGUGUUGUUGCUCCAUGGUGUUUAUCCAUGGUCUGCGUUAAUGCCCUGGCUCCUUAACAUGGUAGUGUGGGUCUACUGGCGGCGGUGCUUGUCAUUAUUAUGUGUUCACACAGCAAGCAGCUCGCUUAAUGAGUCCUUUCUCUAUGUGACAGCUGUGAGGUCACAGUUUUUCACCUCCAAAGUUUGAAACAGUGAAAGUGUGAAUAUCUCAUCGGGAACAUUUUAUCAAUGCAGCUGGUAAACAUAUGGUCAACCCAACCAUUCCUCGGCUGUUAUUGGAGAAAGUACUUAUCCCUGAGGUUUUUAGAAUGUAAGUUAAAACACCAGAAUCAAUAUGGCAACUGAAACAUAUCAAUAUCAACAGAAGUGACAGUUAUUUAUAAAGUUUGUCCAUCAUCUGCACAGAGUUAAAUGUAAAAGCAGAAGCAGAAUUUCAUCUUUACAGAGUUUAAUAUGCCACAAAAUUAAAAGUUUCCCAGUUUUGUUUUGAACAUUUAGGCUAUAUUAAGUUUAGAAAAACACAUUUUAUGCAAAUGAGAAUUCUUUCUGAGUAUUAAUCAUCUCAUAUCAAUUUAAUCAUUCUAUGAGUUAAUAUUAUUAUUAAUUGAUAUUGUUAUUGAGUUAGUUGUUUACACUGCAUGUUGAUGAGCAGACAAGGUGUCGAACUUUACAGGACAUAAAAGAGCGGUGUAGCUACCUGAAUCAGAAUUUUGUCAGUCGAACCAGAUUUGGCCGUUCAUUACAAUGAUAUAAAAUAAUGGUUCACCAUUUCCACAGUUCCCAUUAAUUGUCUGUGUCAGGAUCCGUGCACUUCGUUCUGCUAGCUCGACACUGGGUUUCCAGAGACGCGUGUCCCUCAUUUGCAUAAAGUUGAGGUCCAGACUACUUCAUGCAAACUCGACAAUCCCGGAAACUCCAAAAACAUUUUUAAACUAAUUGUUGUUGAGCUAAAACUAAAACUGAUGCACCUCAGAAACUAAUUUUUGUGAUUUUUUUCUUUGAGGGUUUCUGUGUUGGUCCUUUUUGACAUCCAGGAGCAGACAAGUGAAAGUGUUGAUCCAAUCAGGUGCAGCCGGUGUUUCCACGGCUCCAUGAAGGUGUAGCUUGUUUAGGUUUCCUGUUUCAGGGAUGGAAAGUACAUAUCAACCAUCCUGCCACCACUCAGUCAUAAGAACGUUAAGCGUCCAGUCAUGGUACUUGUCCACUGGCAUGUUUUUGGACGCGAGGGACAACACUUGAUCGGCACAAGAGAUGUUGUCCUCUCCUGCUAUAACAAUGACGAAAGAUUUCUCUAAAUCCCCAUGACACAUAUCAGCAUCGGUCAGCUCCACUGAUUAAACUGACAGAACCUCAACACUACUUCUACUGCCACCCUAUUUGAGAUCUUUGAGACUUAGUGGUGUCGCUUGCUGUGUGGACACUCACAGCUGUGAUUCAGUACUUGAUUGCCACGUUAAAGCAUUUGAUUAGAUUCUGUCAACUCAGAUUGCAACACAGUACCAAUGUGAUAGCUUUAAUACAUCAUGGUCAUCAUGCAUGAAGACAGCAUUCAGUCUUUCCAUACUGAGAGUUUGGGGUUUAAGGUUGUCGUGAGGCGUUAGUCAAGGUUCUUGUAAAAUGCAUUGUGCAAAUUUCCCUUUCUUGAGCUUAGUGCAUCUGUGCUUUUUAAAUGUUUGUUUUUAAUUUGCAUUUUUAGAACACAGCAUGUGGGCUGGGUGGAGCGGUGGUUAUGUUUAUGUUUUUUAGCUUUUCAUUGGGUAUGGCAGUUGUAGAUGGGAGUUACAGGAGGGAUGUUGUAGAUGAAGAUCGAAGAUGCUGUGUCCACCUCUCUCCAUCUGUACCUUCUGUUCAUAGUUGAGUUUAAAAAGUUCACAAAGGAAUCACCACUGAGUUAGCACUGUAUGCUGAUGACACUGUUUUGUGUGUGUGUGUGAAUGGAUGGGUGGGGGUGGGCUGGGGUACCGAUUAGGUUAGAUGUUUCACGGUCUGGUGUCUGAUGAAAACUAUUAACCGACUUGUUAUCGUUGCUUUAUGAAUCACAGAGCAGAUGUCACUUCAUCUGUAAGACUGAGAUUGUGUGAUUUGUAUUUUACAGUGGGCACUAUUUGGCUUCAGUGACAUGUGGCAGCUUCCAUUUAAAUCAGACUUCAAAAUAUGUACUUGCCAAUAAAGGAAUAGAACUGAAUAUUGUCUUCUCCCUUAAGGCUGUUACAUUAAUAUUUUAUUUGUGAAUAUGAAACCUUCCAUGGUCUGCAGUGGUCUGCAGUGUUUUUUUUCCUGUGAGAGUUUUUGGUCCCCCACAGUUCCAAUAGGAAGAGCAACAAGAACAAAACAACAUAAAAAAUACAUUUGAGUAUCUUUAAUUUUUUUCAAAAUUUGAAGUAGGUUAUUGUGAGUGUCUUUUUUAUUUUAAAAUCAAUGCCCAGUGAUGUUUUAAAACAUGGACCAUGGCUUUCCAGUGUAACCGAGGUAGUUUUCUCCACAUUCGAUUCUUUUGAUAACGUCCUGUCUCAGGUUCAUGCGUUGCUGACCGAUGUGACUGCAUCUCAGGUAGAAUGCAAAGUUUAGGCCCCACUUAUCGACAACACGAAAGCAAGUACAAUGCAUUCAUUCAAAUCAAGUGCGACACAUUAUUUUAGGUCCAAGAAGCAAAAUUGGUGAGAUAUUUUGAAUAUAUGUUGUACAUGUUUUAUGUAUUUUUCUUAAUAUUUGGUGCACUGUAAAAGAUGUGUUAAGUAUUGCUUCGUGCUGACAUAGGUCAUAAAGAGUACAAUGUUUAUUGGAAUGAAGCAGGAUCAGAAACUCGUCGUGGCUGUACUACUGUCACUUUCAAUGCACCACCGCCUUUUGAAACUCUGAUUCCCAAAAAGUUUUGAUUGUUUCACCAGUCAUUGUUUUCAGAUUGAUUCUGUUUGUCUCUCUGCUGUACUUGGGAAAUGUUAAUGUGUAUUAAUGGAGAAAAGGAGUUCCACAUUCCCAUACACAUUUUGUAUUGGUUCAUAAAUAGACAUUUUUACAAAACAAUGACGAGUUCUUGUCUUAAUAAAAGAGAAAAGAUAUUAAUGUCCAAAAUAA
Messenger RNA from Amphiprion ocellaris (clown anemonefish), 6276 nucleotides. It is a transcript of the gene cadm1a, whose product is annotated as cell adhesion molecule 1a. Gene Ontology annotation, cellular component: neuron projection; plasma membrane; synapse. Gene Ontology annotation, biological process: cell recognition; detection of stimulus; susceptibility to natural killer cell mediated cytotoxicity. The record is from RefSeq and is a predicted model, not a curated record. Gene Ontology annotation, molecular function: signaling receptor binding. NCBI's taxonomy places the organism in Eukaryota, Metazoa, Chordata, Actinopteri, Pomacentridae. Bases 116 to 1444 code for a protein of 442 amino acids. The transcript is spliced from 12 exons.